GUUUCAUUCAAAAACCUUCUUUCAGGUUCUUCUUCUGCUAAUAGCUCUCUCUGCUUUGAACCUUUGUAAGUGAAAAAAAAAAAAUCAAAAAUAAAGUUAAAUGAAGCUUCAAAAAUGGCGUUAAUGGCAACGACACGAACCCAAUUAUCUAGGUUCUUAAGCCGGACACUAACACGACCGGGAUUUAUAGCCUUCAACGGCUCGAUUCGGCGGCCAGAAGCACCACCGGUUCACCGCAACUUCUCCUCCUCCGCCGCAGCCGCAGCGGUGGUGCCUCAAAGAGAGCCGAUGGGAGUUAAAGAAUACGAGGAUUAUAGACGAUCUCUUUACGGAGACAUCACACAUAAAGCUCUCCUUGUUGAUGCUGCUGGAACCCUCUUAGCUCCAUCUCAGCCUAUGGCACAGAUUUAUAGAGAGAUUGGUGAGAAAUAUGGAGUUCAGUACUCUGAAGCUGAGAUAUUGAAUAGAUAUCGAAGGGCUUACGCUCAACCAUGGGGUAAAUCUCGUCUCAGAUAUGUGAAUGACGGGAGACCCUUCUGGCAAUACAUUGUGAGUUCUUCCACAGGCUGCUCAGAUGAUCAGUACUUCGAAGAAGUUUAUAACUACUAUACCACUGACACGGCUUGGCAUCUAUGUGAUCCUGAGGCUGAGAAAGUAUUCAUGGCUCUUAGAAAAGCUGGUGUAAAAUUAGCCGUUGUCUCGAACUUUGAUACUCGGUUAAGACCAUUGUUAAGAGCUCUGAAUUGUGAACACUGGUUCGAUGCUGUUGCUGUGUCAGCUGAAGUAGAAGCAGAGAAGCCAAAUCCAACAAUAUUUGUAAAAGCUUGUGAGCUGUUGGGCAUAAAACCAGAGGAAGCAGUUCAUGUAGGGGAUGACCGUAGGAAUGAUGUAUGGGGUGCCAGAGAUGCCGGUUGUGAUGCUUGGCUUUGGGGUUCUGAUGUUUACUCCUUUAAAGAGGUUGCUCAAAGGAUAGGGGUCCAGGUCUAGAGGAUAAUCAUCAGUACUUGGAAGCUCUUGCUGCAUAUAUGUAUGUAUGUAUGUAUGUAUAUAUAUGCAUGCAUGUACACUGUACAGCUUUGUUUUGCAGUUGUUAUGAGAUACAGGCUUUUUACAAAUUUUCUGUUUCAUGUAGUGUGUGUAAAAUGUAUAAGAUGUUGAGGCUAUACAUACAUUUUGUUGGUAUGAGGUAGCUAUCAUGGUUCAGGUUGAGAACAUAUAAUAUAAAGUUACUAAAUUACCAGUUUUUGUUCA
Messenger RNA from Gossypium raimondii (Peruvian cotton), 1251 nucleotides. RefSeq lists its product as uncharacterized. Lineage: Eukaryota; Viridiplantae; Streptophyta; Magnoliopsida; Malvales; Malvaceae. The transcript has 6 exons. Bases 115 to 987 code for a protein of 290 amino acids. The record is from RefSeq and is a predicted model, not a curated record.